UUUGGUAACCAUUCCUUUACAUGCUAUCCCUGGCACAUAUCAACAAAAUACUAUGAGGCUGAUGUCCAUUUCAUUGAGAUUUUAGAUUGUGAUCUUAUCAGUGCACAAUUCGCCGAUUCCAUCCAAGCCAUCAUCAUCCUUCUCGACAACAAUGAUGAAUUAUACUGUCAGAAAUUUCAUGCAUGGAAACCCUUCAUCGAUGAAUAUGAUCCUGAUAUAAGAUUGCUAGUGGCUGAAAAGGCUAUCAACGAUUCAUUUUUUGACAGAACAACUUGCAUGAAAUGGUGUAUCAAUAAUGAAUUUGAAUUAAUUGAAUUGGAUGCUGAAAUCGAUAGCGAGGAUGAGUACGAGAAUGAUUUUGUUGAUUCAGAUGGAAUCAAAAGGAUAAUGCAAGCUUUGAGUGCUCACACUUGGCCUAUGAUGGAAAUGCAUGAAACACCACAAUAUAAACCUUCCCCUAAAUUUGAAAAUUGUUGA
This is a messenger RNA of Tetranychus urticae (two-spotted spider mite), 477 nucleotides long. The record is from RefSeq and is a predicted model, not a curated record. Lineage: Eukaryota; Metazoa; Arthropoda; Arachnida; Trombidiformes; Tetranychidae.